AAUUUGACGUCAUAUAGUCGCUCUAUUUCACUAUUGUAAUCAAACCAGCAGUUGUUGUUUAGAGUUAGUAUAAUCUCAUAGAUCUUCAUGCAUUUAAAUGCAUUAGGAGCUUUUAUAUUCAAUGACACUUUGUUAAAACGAUUCUACAGCAUGGAGGCAGAUGGUGUUUAGCAGGAAGCAGGGAGAAGCUCGUCAAAUGAGUGUCCCAUUUCUCUAGGAUGUAUUGUGACCUUACUAAAGGAGAUGCAGCCUGGACUAUGCACUGUUUCCCAAAUGUUUCCUGAAGGUUUUUCACUUGGCUUUGAGCUGCUGCUCAGAUGUGCACGUCUUCGCAGCCAAUCAGAUGGGCUGUGAAAUCCGCCUCGCAUGGCUCCUUCUGUGGCAGCAUAAGCCAUCCGAGGGGUGAAAACAAAGUGAGAGCAGGAGGCAAACAGACAGUGAGCAGAGCAGUGAACGCAGGGAGGAGGAGGAGGAGGAGGAGGUGGGGGUGAAGUAGGAGCAGAGGAGAGGAGAGGAGGAGCUGGGAAAGCACCAGAAGAGGCAGACGGAGCGCACAAAUGAGCAGAAAUAGACGGAGGAAGCAGCGGCAGCAAACACUCAGAGCAGGGUCUCAGAUAUCAGACAAUCUGCUGCUGACAUCAGGACCAGAACAGAACCGGAGCUCCAGGAACUUUACUCUCUGCCUGUCUGAGGUGGUACUGAGCAGCGGAGGCGCUUCUCUCCUCCAGGUUUCUGAAUCAGCUCUGAGCAGCAGCAGCAGCAGCAGAGAGAGCAGCAUCGACACAUUAAAUCAGCUGCAGCGUGAAGCCAGGCGGAGUGGAUGCUGCUGAUUCCUCUGAGAGCAGCAGCCGGGCUUUCACUCAGGCUGGGUCCACAACAAGACGGGACGGGCUGAAGCUAAAUAUCUACUGGAGGGGAGUCAAACUGGACCAUCAGCAGGGCGCACUGAGCGGGCCGCUGGGUUCUGAGCUGAUCCGUCUCCUUCGCUGAUGGACAGCAGGCGGACGCAACACCUCAUCCAACAUCAACACGGUUGGUGAGCAGAGUUACAGCUCCUGAAAGCUCUUCAUUGAGUCAAAUUGUCUUAAGAGUGAGAAUGAGAGACCAGCUAUAGUCUGACGUCUCCAUCUGAGGUUCUUAAAACAUUGAAUCAAGAUGAGAUGAACCACAGGACGCGAAGGAUGUGAACAGCUCUGAUUCUUUCUGAAGUUUGACAGACAUUUGCUGGAGGUUCACACCAUCCCGCUGGUGGUAUCAUGCUUGCUGCUGCUAGUUACAUCGGUUCCCUGCAGGGGGCGAUGUCGUCUCCAUGGUCUGUGGCCGUACUGAUGGUCUAUCUGCAGUUUAAUCCUGUCCGACCCGGCGCCUGCCCGUCCCGCUGCCUCUGCACCUCAGACAUACUGAGCUGCUCAGACCAGGGUCUGGAUACGGUCCCGGGAGCAAUUCCCAUUUCUACGGUCACUCUGGACCUGAACCACAACCAGAUCCUGCAGCUGGAGGAGGACAGCUUCCAGGGUCUUCUUCAGCUGGAGGUGUUACGUUUAGCACACAACCAGCUGACCACAAUCCAACCCGGAGCAUUCAGGAACUCCUCUGGAGGUCUACUCAGACACCUAGACCUGUCAAGCAAUCAGCUGCAAACCCUAAAGCAGGACUACUUCCAGGAUCUGCCUGGACUGGAGGAACUGCUGCUGUUUAAUAACCGGAUCAUGCUUGUGGAGAGCACAGCCUUGUCCGGACUCGAAAACCUCCAAAAGGCCUAUUUAAGUCACAACCGCCUCACAGACUUCCCUUUCUUCAGCAUCCAGGGGAGCAGCCAUCCCCAGCUGUCCCUGCUGGACCUGUCCUCCAACCGGCUGCCCAAGCUGCCUCUGGUGGACAUCAACAACCUGCCCACAUCUCUGCAGAAGGGACUCUAUCUGCACAACAACUCGCUGGUGUGCGACUGCUCCAUGUACUCCCUGUUCAGGUUGUGGGAAGAGAAAGACUUUGCCUCUGUCCGGUUCUUCAAACAAGAACAUGUCUGUCUGGUCCACGGCAUCCAACGAAGUGGGAUACGGUUCCUGCACAGUCGCUACUUUGAUAAAUGCAACCCGACAGCUGCGAUAGAGCAGGAGGCCGAUGUGGAGGUGAGGUUGGGGGCGCCGCUGCUGCUACACUGCAUCACAUCUCUGUCUGGGAACAGCGUCACAUUUUUCUGGAUCGUUCCAGACCUGGAGUAUGUGGAUCCACCUGGGAACAAUAAAUCAAUCAAGAUGUUCAAAAACGGCAGCCUGGAGGUCGUGGCAGCCCAAAUGGAGGACGCAGGGAUCUACGUGUGCAUGGCUCAAAACGGCCAGCGGAAUGAGUCCAGGGAGGUCAACGUGACGGUGCUGCCGCGCCACGACGACGAGGCCGCAGAGCCGUUCAACACGGGCUUCACCACCCUGCUGGGCUGCGUAGUCAGCCUGCUGCUGGUCCUCAUCUACCUGUACCUCACACCCUGCCGCUGCCCCCCCUGCCUCAGGCCCCGCCCCCCGGUCACCGCCACCCUGAGUCAGAGCAAAGAGGGCGGGGCGGGCAGCGCCCAGUCCUCCAUCCUCACCCCGACCCCGCCGACCACCACGGAGGGCCCGGGUCGCAAGGUCAGUACCAACAAGCGUGUGGGGUUCCUGGAGCCAAUCAGGGAGCAGCAGAACGGCAGGCUGAGGGGCGGGGCGGGCUUCCUGCUGGGGGCGGAGCCACAGCAGCGAGCCGCGGAGACAAACUCUUACGUGUCAGUCUUCCCAGACACACCCAUAAUGUUGCCAUAGCGACAACACUCACCUCGGAACUGGUAGUGCCCUCACCCCCUCCCCACCAACACCUCCCCCACCUCACCCCUCACCGCCACGCACUGCAGACCUGAGCACUGCCCCCCCUCAACUCGCUCCAAGUGCAAUUCUGAUCCAGAUUACUGUUAGCUCAGGUCUGCCCACUGAGCCCCAGAACCGCUGCACUGUGACGGGUCGGGCUCAGACCCACAGAACCGCCAGAGUUCAGACCAAAGACAGAGAGGCCCCCUUUAAACCGAACUCCAGGGCGGGGGGCUGCAUGAACCGCUGCUAAACACGUCCCUUUAAGCACGGCUUGUCCCUUUAACAGAACCGAUGCCUUCGAAUCUCCGUUAGAAAUAUUUUUUUUAGAGUUCUGUAGCUUCCUAUUAGUGUUUAUUGAGCCUUCGUGUGGUUAAAUGUUUCUGCUCCUCUGAGACUAAACUGUCUUCAAGUCAGAGACGUUAGUAAAUAAGUGUGAAAAACGAUUGGCUGUUUAUCUGCCUGUAGGAAACAGAUUCCAUUUAGAAACCAGCUGAAACCAUUUGGAAUAUCCAAAGGUUCUCUUCUCCACUCCGCUCACAUUAAAGCGAGGCGUUUCUUUGUCUUUAUGGUCUCACUGCAUCCAGAGCACCUUGUCUUGUCUCUACCUGUGUUAAUAAACCUCCAUAUGCAACCUGCCUGGUUACUGUGUGCCAGUGUGUGUCUGCACAGUCACAUCCUGCAUGUUCAACCUGGAGGAGCAGGUGGAAAACAACCAU
Molecule: messenger RNA, 3553 nt
Organism: Cyprinodon variegatus (sheepshead minnow)
Lineage: Eukaryota; Metazoa; Chordata; Actinopteri; Cyprinodontiformes; Cyprinodontidae
Gene: amigo3
Product: amphoterin-induced protein 3-like
Exons: 2
Coding region: 1257-2792 (511 amino acids)
Molecular function (GO): protein binding
Source: RefSeq, a predicted model, not a curated record